This is a messenger RNA of Microsporum canis CBS 113480, 1533 nucleotides long. RefSeq names its product ubiquinone biosynthesis monooxygenase COQ6. Gene Ontology annotation, molecular function: 2-octaprenyl-6-methoxyphenol hydroxylase activity; FAD binding. The transcript has 2 exons. The record is from RefSeq and is a predicted model, not a curated record. Gene Ontology annotation, biological process: ubiquinone biosynthetic process. Gene Ontology annotation, cellular component: mitochondrion. NCBI's taxonomy places the organism in Eukaryota, Fungi, Ascomycota, Eurotiomycetes, Onygenales, Arthrodermataceae. Bases 1 to 1533 code for a protein of 510 amino acids.
AUGCGUUCGGUAUUGGGCGGCGCAUUGCGCCCGUAUAUAUGCACUUCAUGUAAACUUGGACUCCAGUUACAGCGGAAGAGGUUUGCAUCCAGUCUUUCACGGCAACCCGACAUCUAUGAUAUCGUUUGUGUUGGAGGGGGCCCAGCAGGUCUAGCUUUGCUGGCUGCAUUGAGGUCCUCUCCAAUUACCUCCAAGCUCAAAGUUGCCCUCAUUGAAAGUCAGGAUAUCACCAAAGCCAAAAGCUGGAACCUCGACUCAGAUCACUUCUCCAACCGCGUUAGCAGUCUUACACCCUCAUCUGUUGCUUUCUUAAAAGGUAUCGGCGCAUGGCAGCAUGUCGAUACUUCGCGGGUUCAACCAUAUGAAGAGAUGGAAGUGUGGGAUGGAGUGACGGGAUCCAAUAUCUCGUUCAACUGGCCACCAAGUCUUAUCGAACACGAUGCUUCAUCGAAGACAGUUGCGACUAUGACGGAGAAUGCAAAUCUUAUACGCGGUCUCCUCUCACGAAUUGAUUCCCUUGGCGAUGAUGUUUCCGUCUUCUCGUCAACAAAAGUUUCGUCAAUUAAUAAUGGCACGAAUAUCACUGAUGGGCCCGAUCUUUCUUCGUGGCCAGUUCUCACUUUAUCCCCUUCAUCUUCGGCGGAGGCCAACACUGAGCUUCCCACGAUCGCUGCCCGGCUUUUAGUAGGUGCAGACGGUAUCAACAGCCCUGUGCGCUCAUUUGCAGGUAUAUCUACGGACGGAUGGGACUAUGACCGACACGGUGUGGUUGCUACCCUGAAGCUCUCUCCCUCAACUCAAUCCUCGACCAGGCCAGUGACUGCAUAUCAACGAUUCCUGCCCGGAAUUGGCGGGCCAGUUGCCAUGCUACCUCUGCCCAAUAACUAUGCUACCCUCGUCUGGUCUACCACAGUCCAGAACGCCGCAUACCUCAAGUCUCUAUCUCCAGAAGCAUUUACAACAAUGGUAAAUGCUGCUUUCCGUCUAUCUAUAACAGACUUGAAGUAUAUGUUCUCUUUGCCACCUAGCCCAACGGAAGCUUCCGAGAAUCUCUACGAUCACGGAGAUGAGCUAUCCUGGCGACUCGAGCAUACAUCCGUCCCAUCCUUUGUACCGCCAGAAGUAGAGACCGUACAUUCGAAUACGGUCGCUGCAUUCCCAUUACGAUUCCGUCAUGCAUCAACUUACAUAUCACCUCGAGUGGCGCUCGUAGGGGAUGCAGCUCACGUUAUCCAUCCUCUAGGAGGUCUGGGCUUGAACCUGGGGGUUGGUGACGUUAUAUCCCUACAACGCACGAUUGAAUAUGCUAUCCAGCAUGGUAUGGAUAUCGGGGCGCUGCUAAGCUUGGAACAGUAUGCAGCUGAUAGAUGGAUAACGAAUGCUGGCAUUGGAGGUGCCUGCGAUCUGCUGCAUAAGGCAUAUAAUGUUCCUGGCUACGGACCGUUUGCGUGGGCUAGAGGUGUUGGCCUAGACGCGGUAAACAGCUUGUCAACACUGAAGGAGUUGAUCAUGAAGCGGGCUUCGACUGCAUGA